AUGAAUCAAUCUCAACCUUUGAUACCUCAACCUUUAACACCACAACCUUUGAUACCUCAACCUUUAACACCACAACCUCUGGUACCUCAACCGUUAAUACCUCAAAGCGUCGUAACUUCAUCUUUUGAUGAUCUUAGUGCUGAACAAAAAUAUGAAAAUUUAACUAAAG
Dentiscutata erythropus is the source of this 169-nucleotide messenger RNA. The record is from the annotation of a GenBank genome assembly. NCBI's taxonomy places the organism in Eukaryota, Fungi, Glomeromycota, Glomeromycetes, Diversisporales, Gigasporaceae.